Messenger RNA from Plasmodium vivax (malaria parasite P. vivax), 769 nucleotides. RefSeq names its product Tetratricopeptide repeat protein 11, putative. Gene Ontology annotation, cellular component: peroxisomal membrane; mitochondrial outer membrane. Lineage: Eukaryota; Apicomplexa; Aconoidasida; Haemosporida; Plasmodiidae. Gene Ontology annotation, molecular function: protein binding. The record is from RefSeq and is a predicted model, not a curated record. The coding region runs from base 343 to 768 and encodes 141 amino acids. Gene Ontology annotation, biological process: peroxisome fission; mitochondrial fission; autophagy of mitochondrion. The transcript is spliced from 2 exons.
GGCGCUAGUCACAGUGUGUCAAUUCGCCCCCAACGUAUGCUCAGCACAGCGCCCGCUUUAGCGCCACACAGGCACCACUUCGCAUCGUCCCCUUGACAUCGAACAGGCGCAUCGGUUAGCCCCCCCUCACGCGAAUUGCACACGUCGCAGCAGAGGGGCAACACAGCUGGGUGUGCAAAAGGGAGAGGGAAAAAAAAACACAAACAAACGAGCAAGCGAACUACCUACCUAACGAACGACGAACCAAAGUUGCCGCGCAGGGACCCUUCCCUCAUCCAUUUUGGCCAACUGCAAACUCGGCACACCCAAGGUUACGAAGUUUUCCCAAUAGGAGGAGGCAGAAUGGACAGCCCGGAGUUCCUCAAAAUUGAGCUGGAGAGGGUGAAGAGUGACUAUGAAAAUGAACUAUCCGUUGACCACGUAAUGCCCAAGACCCAGUUCGACUACGCCUGCAUGCUAAUCUGCUCGUCGGACCUGAAGAACAUCCAGCUGGCCUCCUCCCUGCUGCACGAGCUGCUGCUCAUAAACUACAACCGAAUCGACUGCCUGUACCAGCUAGCCAUCGCGCACAUCAAACUGCGGGACUAUAAGAAGGCCAAGAACUACCUGAACGCGUUGCUCAAAAUCGAUGCCAGAAAUAGCAAUGCGCUGGCCCUGAAAAGCCUUCUCUUCGACUUAAUCUCGUCGGACGGGUUGAUCGGCGCCCUGCUCGUGGCCCUCACCGCCUGCGGCCUUUACUUGUCCUUCAAGUCGUUUAAGUUUUUUUAAU